AUGUCGUACCAGGUCUACAGCGGACUGGGCCAGUUGAACAAAACAGAGGUUGAGAAACAUAUAAUUCUUCCCGCUUCUCAACCAAAUGGUGCGAUUUUCUUAUAUGGGAACUAUAAUAGUUUCGUUUUUCAGCGUUUUGUACCUGGUUCCACAGCUUGAAGACCCAGAUCAUCAUCGCCUGGCUUGGAGUUUCCGCCGGAAUCAUGGCUGGCACUGUCUUUGCCAUCCAGUAUCAGGUGGGAAAAAAGUCAUGGAAAUCCUGAGGCCAAAAACAACAAAUUUUUAAACUUUGCGUUCCUAUGAAAUUUUUAAAAAUUCAUACAUUACUCAACAAGGGAGGUCACUUCCUUUUGCGGUUAGGAGAUCCUUGGAAAUUGGCCCGAACACUUUCUGAUUUACCAAAAAAAUAUCCUGCAGUUUCCCGGGUUUAUGAGAAAUGAGGACUCAAAGCCUCAAAUUGGCUUAUUUCAGACAUUGAGGGUUUUCUCCGACUUAGAGGUGUUCAUUCUCGAAAACUAGGAAUUUGUGCAGGUUGAGACCUUCAGGAUCUACUUUUGGUACCUCAAGGAGGAACUUGGACUGAAAACUACCGUUCGAAAAAAAAAAAUCGAAAAUGAAAAAAUCAUAAUUUAAACAAAACUAGACAAAUUUCAAUAAAUCCCGGUGGAUAUUGCUUUUUUUAAAAUAGUUUUAUAAAAAUUUCUGCUUACGAAGAAAUUAUCAAAAAAAAAUUUCAGAACUGGUCGGCGGUGACGUUGGCAUACAUUUCCAGCGCCUUCGCAACGAUAGUUCUUCAUUUACAUUUGGCCUUCAAAAAAGAAAGAAUACACCUUUGGGCUCCGAAUAGGUUGCGUUGCAUUUCGACCAUCGGUAAACUCAUUCUUUCCAGUUUUCUUCAAAAUACAAGGAUUCAGGGUUGACGUUCGCUCUCCUGGGUACAAUCGGCAUGGUUUAUUGUUUGAUAUCAGCCGGAAUUCAACAGCAAACUUUGACUCGGGAAGGUAAAAACUUCGUUUCGAUCUAUCCAUUAACUUGCGGUUUCAAGGUUUAAUGGGAGAGAACUUGUGGAUAACAGCCGUUUGGAUGUUCAUGACAGCCAAAUGGGGAUCUUUGACGUGGAAGUUCGGAAGAAAAUACCGUUGUUAUAUCGAAGAAACUCGGCCUCUUCUUGCGCCUCCUCCUUAUAAUAUUUGA
Messenger RNA from Caenorhabditis auriculariae, 1194 nucleotides. The record is from the annotation of a GenBank genome assembly. Lineage: Eukaryota; Metazoa; Nematoda; Chromadorea; Rhabditida; Rhabditidae.